AUGCCAAAUAUUUAAGAAUAAAAUUUCUAAUAAAAUGGAAUAAAGUUCUAGAGAUAGAAUUUAGAAUUGAUCAUUAAUAUUUAAAUGGUCAUAUAAUAAAUAUUUAUGGGUAUGAAUAUGAAGAAUUUUUAUAAAAAGAGAUGAGUAUAAAAAAGCUUAUAGGAAUAGUGAGAUAGGAUGAAACAAUAAUGAUUUGUAUAUUGAAUAAUAAUUUAAUAGAAGAAGAAAGUUUUGAUGGUUUCUUUUAAGGUUGAAUGAGAAAAAAGAGAAAAUUUAAUUAUUAGAAAAGUAGGGAUAGAUGGAUUGAAUAAUAAAUGAUAAGAUGAUUGAUGAAGAAGAAUACUUGCC
This is a messenger RNA of Paramecium sonneborni, 348 nucleotides long. The record is from the annotation of a GenBank genome assembly. NCBI's taxonomy places the organism in Eukaryota, Ciliophora, Oligohymenophorea, Peniculida, Parameciidae.